Messenger RNA from Cyclocybe aegerita, 2517 nucleotides. The record is from the annotation of a GenBank genome assembly. Lineage: Eukaryota; Fungi; Basidiomycota; Agaricomycetes; Agaricales; Hemipholiotaceae.
AUGUCGAUGUUGCUCGGGUGCUCCGGCAAGCUCAGAUCAGAGUUCGGCAUCACAUCGUAUGACGUCCAUGGAACGACUAUCGAGGAUAUAUUCCUCGAUCUUGUCGCGCAGAACGAAUUGGAAGGAUUCGAAGAACACGCUGAGCAAGGCAUUCCUCCGGCUCCAGCGUCCUUUGGAAACUUAAACCUCUCUGACGGCCGACGAAGGACCCCAUGGGGCCAAGCAACGACUAUCUUCCACAAACGCGCUUUGAUCGUGCGCAGAAGCUGGCUGGCACCCCUCCUCGCUCUCGCAGUCGCGAUAUCAGGCGCCUGGUGGCCAGUCCGCUUCGUCAAUGGCGGCGUCAUGUCCUGCGGCCAUCAGCCGUUCUUCGACUCCGCUCCAUCGUUUUGGCCACCACGUCUUUCCGAAAACACGCUCUUCGCAGCACCAUCGAGCCUCGUGACGAUGCUCAACGCCAGCGUGCCCGAGGUUUUCCGCGACUGGCGGAACGCCUCCGUCGAUCCCUUCAAGGCUGUUGCAGACAAAGACGCAUUCAUUAGUGCGAUAAGCAGUCACUAUAAGAACUUCUCCACCUCAGGUGGCAUUUACCUUGAUCUUUCGGCAAAUGAGGCGAUUGUUGCGCACCGAAUGAGCACAUAUAACCUCAGGCUGUUCAAUAUCCUGUCGAAUGCGAUUUACGAGCACGCACUCAAUGCGACCAGCAGUAGGUCGGGUUCUCGGCGGAUUGUCACUUCGUUCACGACACUGCCGGAAAUGUCCACUGAGUCUUUGUACACGCUCCAGUGGUUGGCCAUUUUCGGAGCAGCUAUGGCCGUAUUCCCAGCGUUCUUUGCCAUAUACAUCGCGAAAGAGCGCCACUCGUCCGUCCAGGCCAUGCAGGUCGCAAAUGGACUUGCAAACCCUCUUGGACUAUGGCUUGGUCAUUUGAUGUUCGAUUCCCUAUUCACCGUCUUUGCAGCAACCUGGAUUACUAUUGUUUACGGGGUAAUAAGAGAUAAGUUCCAAGGCAUCGGUCUGUUGUGGCUUGUGAUGUGCCUAAAUGGCUUCGUUGGGACGCUUCUGGCCUACAUUGUUGCCAUCCUUGUUAAAUCCCCUCUGGGUGCCUUCGGCGUGAUGGUGGUUUCGCAGUUCAUCAUCUUCCUAGUAAGAAAAAGUCUUGAGGUUUUGCAUCGUCUAACAGGCUCGCAGCUAUACUUGACAGGUUAUAUUGUGACUCUCUUCUCAGUAACACCACGCGAGGUACCGCGAACGAUGAACAUCCUCCACUUCACUCUGGCCCUCGUAGCUCCAAUAAACAGCCUCGUCCGCGCCGCCUUCGUAUCCGUCAACCAGUUCUUCCUCCUAUGCGACGGCGAAAAUAUUACUUCUGGCGCAGGACUCAUCAGCAUCACCCGCUACGGCGGGCCUAUCCUGCGUUCGGCUGCCCUUUACCCGGUCCUUCUCCUUGUUCCAUGCAAGCCCUUGCACGCGGACGUUAUAGUAGAGGCUGAACACGCUAACUCGCCGUCGACGGACGAUCCGCUGCGCAUGUUGGGUGUGUCGAAGUCGUAUGAUGGGAAUAAGGUAGUGGAUGAUGUGAGCUUCACAAUUCCGCAUAACUCUCUAUUCGUCCUUCUUGGUCCGAACGGAGCGGGUAAGACGACAACGUUCGACGUCAUCCACGGCCAACAACUACCCGACAUGGGGGACGUCUUGGUCAACAACACCUCCGUCGUCUUCAACACCAAGAACGCCCGCGUUUUCUUCGGCGUCUGCCCUCAAUCCACCGCUAUCGAUGCCCACCUGACCGUCCGCGAGCAUCUCAUGAUCUAUGGUCGCCUUAAGGGCUUGAACAGCGGUGGGGAGCUCCGGCGGAAUGUCGAAGAACUCAUGGCUGCGACCGAACUCGACCAGUAUGCCAAUCGACUCGCAACGAAGCCGUCUGGUGGGAAUCAAAGAAAGUUGGCGUUGGCGAUUGCCUUGAUUGGUAACCCUCCAGUCGUUCUUGUCGAUGAAUAUUCCACAGGCAUUGAUGCCAAAAUGAAGCGCGAACUUUGGGCGAUGCUCAGGCAUGUCACAAAUAACAAGGCCGUCUUCCUGACCACUCACUCCAUGGAAGAGGCGUCCUAUCUGGCCACGAAGGUUGGAAUAAUGUCGAGGAGGAUGUUGGCUGUUGGCACUCCUCAUGAACUUGAAUCCCGAACCGCCUCCUACGAAGUCCACUUCCCCUGCCACACGCGCGACGAUUUCGUCAAGGUCCAAUCCGCCAUGACACAUAUACCUGGUGCUAGGAUGGUCGACGACAUAGCAACCCGCUUUGAGGUACCGAUUGGGUCUGUUGAGGACGAGCGAAGCGGCGUCACUUCUGUUGCAAGCUUGUUCGAGCUCCUAGCGAAAGAGCAGGGCUUCCCUGAGUUCACGGUUGGCAAAUCGACGCUGGAGACGGCAUUCAUUAGGAUCAUCAACGAUGAUAUGGACAGUAAUAGCGCGUCGGAGGACAGGCCGAAGUCGAAGAAAAUAUGGGGCUUGUGUUGA